AUGCUUCAAUUCAUUGGAUUUGGUGUUCAAGUCGAAUUGAGAGAUGGAAAACUCAUUCAGGGUAAAAUUGCCAAAGCUACUUCAAAAGGUUUAACUUUGAAUGACGUCAAGUUUGGGGAUGGUGGAACUUCACAAGCAUUUAAAGUUAGAGCUUCGAGAUUAAAAGAUCUUAAAGUGUUGACUGUGCCACCCUCAAAGAAAGAAUUCGAAGCACAUAAACAGGAACAGCAGCAGGGACAACAACAAGAGGAACAAACAAAAGAGCUAGACUGGCAAGAUGACGAGGUGUCAAAAAUCAAACUGCAAGACGAUUUCGAUUUCGAAGGCAAUCUACGCAUGUUCAACAAAAAAGAUGUUUUCGCAGAAUUGAAGCAAAAGGAUGAAAUCGAUCCGCAAAAUAGAUUGGUCUCUCACAACGUAAGGCAAACAUCAGCGCAUAGCCAGACUAAACUUCAAAUUGAUGAGAUGGUGAUUCCAAAUGCUAAGAAUGAUGCUUGGGACCAAUUAUCGUUCGAAGCUGAUAAUGGUGAUGAUGAAGUUGAUGAUGAGGACGAUGACGAUGAUGAGGAUGAGGAUGAUUACGACACUAAUGAGACUACCUCCGCACAAUAUAUGCCUGUUACCAAAUCCAUAAAUAUCACCCACUUACUUCAUAAAGCCUCGUCAGGAAACAAGGAGAAGGAUAAGGAUCAAGAACAGAUGCUAAGCCAGUUGGAACACUUGCUGAUGAAUCAAUCAAGAUCCAAUUCGUUUUCCAACGUUCCAUCGCCGUCUUCAAAACCAGCACUUCUGAAGACAAAAGACACAAAAAGAGUGGUCCCCAUGGCUACCCCAGUACAGUUGCUAGAAAUUGAGCGUGUUAACUCAGAGCAAUAUGGAAUUUCUUCAAGCAUAAUGCUUGAAUGUUUCGCAUUGAAUGCGUCUUUCUUUCUGAAACAAAAACUAGGUGGUCGUGCUAGACUUCGUUUGAAUAACAGUAACCCUGGUCCAUUAGUUAUAAUACUGGCCUCCGACUCUACCCGAUCUGGAUCUCGUGCUAUGGCACUCGGGAGACAUUUAUGUCAGUCAGGUCAUAUUCGUGUAAUUGCAUUGUUAACCUGCACGUCUAAUGAUUUGCAAGAUUCUCACGUAAAGGAACAGCUGGAAAUUUUUAAGAAAUGUGGCGGUAAAACUGUCAAUAGCAUCUCCGCAUUAGAAAACGCUAUAGAAAAGCUGAAUAGCCCCGUCGAAAUGAUAAUUGAUGCAAUGCAAGGUUUCGAUUGUAAUCUAAGUGAUUUGUAUGAAAACAGUUAUCUUGCAGAGGACUAUGAUAACUUCGCAUCUUCAGUCAAGGGUCGCAUCACAGCUAUGAUUUCGUGGUGCAACCAGACCUUGAAUAAAAACGCGAAGCAAAUUUGGUCCUUAGAUAUACCAAGUGGUUAUGAUAGCGGAUCAGGCUUGAGGAAUUUCGAUUUGGCCGUACAGGCGACAGGUAUUCUGAGUACUGAAUGGCCGUUGACAUCAAUUCUUAAUAUCAAGGCAGAUUUGCUCCUUCGUCUACAGGAAUGCGUAGUAAUAAACAUGGGCACACCACAAAGAAUAUAUAGUCAAAGAACAUCGCUCCGCAAAUUUCAAGCAUGCGAUCUUUUCGCAACUGAGGGGUAUCAAUCCUUAGAAUUGUGA
This is a messenger RNA of Zygotorulaspora mrakii, 1662 nucleotides long. It is a transcript of the gene EDC3, whose product is annotated as Edc3p. NCBI's taxonomy places the organism in Eukaryota, Fungi, Ascomycota, Saccharomycetes, Saccharomycetales, Saccharomycetaceae. The record is from RefSeq and is a predicted model, not a curated record. The transcript has a single exon. Gene Ontology annotation, cellular component: P-body. Gene Ontology annotation, biological process: deadenylation-independent decapping of nuclear-transcribed mRNA; P-body assembly. Gene Ontology annotation, molecular function: mRNA binding. Bases 1 to 1662 code for a protein of 553 amino acids.